CUGCUUUUCAUCCUCGCUCUUUCUCUCUCGCUUUUCACGUCUACGACCGCGCAGCCCGCCACGCUCCAAUUCUCUGACUGUUUCUCCAGCUCAAAUACAUCUCAGAAACUCGAUGUCUCGACUGUCUAUGCUCAGUUCUUCCCUGCUGGACCCUCGAGUGGCGCCUACAUCAACUUCACGGUUAUAGGCACUACGCCUCUGCAGAUCAUGGCUGCAUCGGACGGGCCUAAUCCCGUUGCCACGACCCUUUUCACGACAACUGAACUGCUCACCUUCGCGCAACCGAAUAACAACACUAAUUCCUUCUUCUGCAACUCCUUACGCCCGCCAUCUCCGCUUGACACACCCGACGCCCAUAACGGCUUCUGUCCACUGGAUGCCGGACCUUUCGCGUUCUCGUCAAAAGUCCCCAUCCAGCCUGGCUCCGAGUUGGCGACAUUCGAUACGCGGUUACGAGCUCUGGACCCCUUCCAACACGAACUGCUCUGUCUAGAUGUGAACACAACAGUCCUGAAUCCCGGUCCGGUAGAUUCGGUAUACGGACAUGCACAUAUCAUCUUCUGGUGCACCGUCGGGCUAGCGAUCGGGUACUGGGCAAUUGUAGGCAUCGCACGCCUUGUUGCUGCUUGGGGCCGCGGAUCAUCUAGGGGAGGCAGCGGCGUACUAGCGAAGCUCGAAAGCGCCGGGUUUGUCUUCGCCAGUGCGCUGAGCGGUGAACGGUUUGCGUCGUCUCCUGCGCUCAUGCGUUUCUGUACGCCCUCGUUGCGAGACAUCAUCUUCCACACACAGUGGUGCGCCGCCCUGUCUAUGGUCGCUGUGCAAUGGCCGAUGUUUGCCUACCCGCUCCUUUCGCAAACUGCAUGGUCGACCCUGAGUUACAACAUCACGAUCUCUCAGGGCAAGAAUGCACGAUGGAACCCGCUGUCUGUCACGCCAUAUGACCCUCCCUCAAAUUUCGCCGAUCAACUUAGCGAUUCCACUUCCCCCAUCUUCAUCGACAGUAGUGCACCGAACUACUUCUUCCAGCUCCCGGACAAUGCCACGACCGGCAUACCCGCAUUUGCGUGGUCGGUUGGCCUUCGGCCCCAGGAUCUAUUCGGUGUUUGUCUCACCCUCUUCCUGGCUAUCAUCGCGGCGACGAUCGUCAUCAGCAUAUUGGUUUGGCUCUUCGACCUUAUGAUGUCGGUACUAUCAGGUGGGACUGGUACCAAUCAUCCCGCCGCUACCUUGGCAGGUUCUCGUAGCCCUCGCUACUCGGCGGGCAGCAAGGACAUGCUUGACGGUCCAGGGAUGUCUGCCGUCGAAGAGAACAGAUCUUUCAACGGCAACUUCCUCUUCCGCGGUUCACCGGCACGCUUCCCAGUCGGACGGUCAUGGUGGCGCAGUCGCGGUAGCUUCAUCUCCUUCCACGGGAGCGUCCUGCACGGCAACCUUGUCCGCAUUCUCAUCCUCUUCCACCUCCCCAUCACCAUCUUCUCCUGCUACCAGCUGAGCCUAGGCAAAGCGCAGGUGUCGACGGGCACCUUGGUUCUAGCUGCCCUAGCGUUUACGAUUCUCUCCGUCUUGAUCCCGGCAUUCCUGGUGCUGCGUCUUACGCUCACGCGGACAAGCAAGUUGUACGACGAAACCUGGACCCUGCUUUCUCUCGGGCCGCUUUACAACCAUUACCGGCAUGGCUCCCAGCUCUUUGCGUGCACGCUGUUCGCUAUCAAUUUAGCGUUUGGCGUUACGAUAGGCUUCGGACAGAAGAGCGGGACCGCGCAGGCUAUCGUCAUCCUUGUAGUCGAGGUGGCUGCCGCUCUCGGGACCAGUAUCUGGUUGCCGUGGGGUCAGGGUGCCAGCAUGGGGCUCAUCAGCUUCCUGUUCUGCGUUGGGAGAAUAGUCAUUGCGGUCCUUCUCGUCAUCUUGACACCAGUAGUGUCCAUCGGCGCCGGUGCGGGGCAAUGGGUCGCGUAUGCGAUUCUGUUCAUCUUGGGCCUGAUUUACCUCGCAUUUGCCUUGAUGCUCUUCGUCAAAAUCCUCGAGGCCUUCCUGCGGAUCAUAGGUGGCAUUGGCUUCGGGAGAAGCAAGCAUGUCGUCGACAGUGGACUCCUUGGGACCAUGGGGCUCAUGGGCUGUUGCGGGUCCCGACGUCCCCGCCGCGCUCGUGGUUACCGCGCCGCGGAUGCCGGCAAGCAACCACAAACCCUCAUGCUGUCUAGACCUGCGCCGCCCUUCAAGGACUCUACACCGCCCUCGUCCGGACCGCCAUCGGUUCUCCGUCCGGAGCACGCAAUGCAACCAUACAAGGAGGAUAGCGACGACGAGACAGGCUUCAUAAUGGGCGCGUGGCAACCGUUCCCGGGACCCGGGUACAGCGCAAUGGAGGAGCCCCCCGCCCCAGCACCCUCGCCGCCCAAGUCAGGGUUCUCGCGCGUGGCCGGCGGCCGCGCGCAUUACGAGUCGCCUUACGCCAUCGCGUCCGGGUCCACGCAGACGUUCCCCUCGGUGGAGCGCGGCGCGGGCUCUGUUGCGCAGCCCUCUGUGGCGGACUACUCGCCCCCGGGGACGCCGUCGAUCUCGAGUGCGGCGAAGGGCCUGCCGCCCGGGGCGAUGCCACCCUCGGCCCACGUCCGGACAAAGUCGCAGACGGCUAUCAUCGAGAAUGUGUCUGCCGCGCUGCCGUACCAAGGCGCUGCUGGGACGGCGGCGGCCCCCGACGUGCGCGGCGAGGCGGCGGCUGGGGACGACGUGGGGGCCCUCGGACAGCCGAAGAAGAAGCACUGGUUCAACAGGCGCAAGAAUCGGCGGAUGAGCGAGAGCGACGCGCUCCCGAGCACGCCCCCUGGGCAGGAUGCGGGUCGUUCGUUUGUCGUGGUCCGGAAGCAGCGCCCCGGGGCACCUUCGCCGAGUUCGUCAUCUGCACCGCCCGCAGAAGACGUGGUCGAGCAGGAGCGGGGACCGUCGUUCUCGGCGCUGCGGGGUCCGGCGCACUCUGACCCACAAGCCCCGUUCUACGCAAUUUAGCCUUGUUCAUCGCUUCCUAAUCUUCGUGCAUGUUUUUCGCGCUGUGCCGCCCCCCUCAUACAUGGUAUACCUUAGUUUUGGGACAAUAGUUGCACUGUAGUUCUCGGACAGUCUAACCUAUUUAGUUUGCUCUCGACCUCGUAGCUCACGUACCAUGUACUCGUAUUCGCUCACCAUCCACCAUAUAUCCACAUCGU
Trametes versicolor FP-101664 SS1 is the source of this 3203-nucleotide messenger RNA. RefSeq lists its product as uncharacterized. Lineage: Eukaryota; Fungi; Basidiomycota; Agaricomycetes; Polyporales; Polyporaceae. Bases 208 to 3006 code for a protein of 932 amino acids. The transcript has 6 exons. Gene Ontology annotation, biological process: transmembrane transport. The record is from RefSeq and is a predicted model, not a curated record.